Messenger RNA from Pleuronectes platessa (European plaice), 2302 nucleotides. Its product is annotated as SPARC-related modular calcium-binding protein 1. Gene Ontology annotation, molecular function: heparin binding; extracellular matrix binding; calcium ion binding. Bases 1 to 1410 code for a protein of 469 amino acids. The record is from RefSeq and is a predicted model, not a curated record. The transcript is spliced from 10 exons. NCBI's taxonomy places the organism in Eukaryota, Metazoa, Chordata, Actinopteri, Pleuronectiformes, Pleuronectidae. Gene Ontology annotation, cellular component: basement membrane. Gene Ontology annotation, biological process: extracellular matrix organization.
AUGCUCGCGCUCGCCUUCACGUGCACAGCGCUGCUCGUGCUUGUGCUCUGUGGAUCGAUUAAUUCCGACAGAACAGCGCCCCUCCUGAUCGCAGAGAACAUGUGGCCCCGCGGCUGUGUCCUGGACUGCCAGAGGGGGCGCCACAGAGCCGUGUGCGGCAGUAACGGCAGGUUGUAUAAAUCGAUGUGCGCCUUCCAGAGGGCGCGCUGCAUCAACACACAUCUACGUCUGGCUCCACGUGCACACUGCUCAGAUCGGACUCAGUCUAAAUGUCAGCUGGCUCGGGCUCAGUCGCUGGAGGCCAACACCCGCGGCAGCAGCAGCAGCAGUCGUGUCAGUCAUGUCAGUCAUGUCAGUCAUGUCAGUCCUGCCGCUGCCAUGUUUGUUCCCGAGUGUCAUCCCGACGGUCACUUCCUCCCAGUGCAGUGUCACAACCAGACCGGAUACUGUUGGUGCUCCACACCGGACGGGAAACCUCUCAGCGGGACGUCCGUCCUCCACCUGACCCCCAGCUGCUCCGGUCAUUCAACGUGCACUCUCCCUUCCCCUGUUGCAGAUGAAGCUGAGGAGCCGGGGCCGACGCUGGACCCCAGGAAACCUGCAGAGCGCACAGCUCCGCCCAUCUGGGUGACCAUCCUGAUGAACUCCGUCAGACGACCCACAGACAGUCCUCAGACUUGUGAGCGAGAGAGAGCGGCGCUCCUCUCUCAGAUGCUUUCAGCCUGGCAGGAGGAGCGUUUUAUCCCAGAAUGCACUGCAGACGGCCGCUACAGCUCCGUGCAGUGUCACACUGCUACAGGUUACUGCUGGUGUGUGCGGGUGGAGAGCGGGCGGCCACUGUCAGGCACCUCGGCAAGGAAUCGUAUCCCAGACUGCACCGGGGCAGAGGAGGCACCAGACAGAACCGACCGGAGGUUCAGGGACAAACCUCUUCCUGGAUGUCCUGGAGCUCGUAAGGAGCAGUUCCUGCAGAGUCUGAUCGCAGCUCUGCAGCUGGAAGCAAAGCAUGCUGGGAGUCUGAGUCCUUACCAGGCUGCAAACACACCUCCUUCUCAUGCUCCUUCUCUUUUAUCAAACCCUCCAUCCUCCACCACUCCAGCCUCCUCCUCUUCCUCUUCCUCCUCCUCCACCUCCUCCUCCUCCUCCUCCUCACCCCUGAACGUCGCCCCCGCUGCUGCCCUGGAGGCUGCGGACUCCUCGGGCCCAGAGGAGGUGCUGCGGUGGCACUUCACCCGGCUGGACGUGGACUCCAGCGGCGUGCUCACGGAGCGCGAGGCUCGACCUCUCCGUCAGUUCCUGCGGAGCCGGUUGAAGCCGCGACGCUGCGCCAAGAAGUUCGUUCAGUACUGUGACAGAGACGGAGACCGAGGCCUGACGCUGGAGGAGCUCAGGGUCUGCCUGGUGCUCUGAGGUCAAAGCCACAGAGACAAAUCACCUCCUUCCUCUCCCUCCUCUUCAUCAAGUCACCGAAACAUCAUCCUUCACUUCCAGCUCGGAUUAACAGCUGAUCUUCAUCCAUCAUCUUCAUCACAGGAUGUUUUUCACAGAUUCAUCAGCAGGUUCAACAUGACCAUCGACUUCCUGUCUCAUGUCACCAGCUGUAUCUGUGUGGUCACAACAAAUCGAAUCCAACCUUCAAGUAUUUAUUUCACACCUUGGUGAUAUUUGUUUGUGUUUGUGUGUUCAUUUGUGUCACUGAUGUUUCCCUCCUUCCUUAUCCGAAUCCUUCCCUUCUUUCCUUUCCUUCACCCUCCCUUCCUGUCUUUCCUGCCUCCUUCUGCACAACCAUCUCCAUAAAUCCACUGGUCCUUGCACCCUUUCUUCUUUUUCUUGACUCCUACCUCCUCCUCUUGAUUGCUUCCUCUGUUACAUCACUUCCUGUCUUCAGCUGAUAGGACUUUGAGGUCUCAGGACCUUCAAGCACACGUCGGCCUUUCAUCAUGAGGAGAAACCCAAACAUCAGUAAAUUAGGUUUUCAUCUCUUUAGUUAAACUUCAGGCAGAAACUUAGUUUUAAUGAAACAGACGUUUAUUAAAGCAUCAACGGUCAAACUUCCUUUAAUUCUGUUUCAGUUUGACCUUUGACCUCAGAUCAUUUCUGUGACAAAUCACUAAUGGGCCCACCCCAGGGUGUCAUCAGCCUGAUAGUGAACACAGCGCCCCCUGCGGUCUGUAGGGUCACAGGGUCAUGACGACGCCUCAGGUACAGUGUAGACACCACAGAGGAAGAAGCAUCACUCACCUUCGGCUGUUUGUCACAGGGAAUUACCCACAAUUCAUAGCGUCGUGAGUAACAAACAAAU